This is a messenger RNA of Aedes albopictus (Asian tiger mosquito), 1989 nucleotides long. RefSeq lists its product as uncharacterized. The transcript is spliced from 2 exons. Bases 187 to 1305 code for a protein of 372 amino acids. The record is from RefSeq and is a predicted model, not a curated record. Lineage: Eukaryota; Metazoa; Arthropoda; Insecta; Diptera; Culicidae. Gene Ontology annotation, molecular function: zinc ion binding; nucleic acid binding.
GUCAGUUCGAGUUAAGCGGCGCCACGGUGUGGUAAUAAAAGUUGUCACCUGAAAACAGUCGACGUUUUUUUCAUUUUUGUCCCCGGAAAAAGAGCCUUCAACUUCAGAAGUGGGAUCCCGGUGUCCCGAAAGUGCUCUCCGGAACAGUGAAUUCGAGUUUUUCGGUAUUCGACGAUUUUCGCGACGAUGCCAUUGACGAGACGAAUGGCAGCGAAGACGAAGGAGGAAAUGGCCGAAAAGCAAACCGAUCCGCCAUUUUUCGACGCCGAGAACGAGCCGACGGAAAACGUGCAGGAAAAAGAGAACGACGAAACGGAUAGCGGUAGCCAGCUCCCGACGCAGACGGUGAGCGGUGGGACUUCUCGAAACGAAAUGCAAAUUGUGAACUUGCAUCCGUAUGACGUGGGACGACUUAUUCCGGAAUAUGCAGAAGGAGACGGCGUUGGUAAGUGGCUGCGGCGGAUCGACCACUUCCGGGCGAUAUAUGGUUGGUCGGAACAAAUGUGUCUGUUGUACGCAUCAACACGACUGGCCGGUGCGGCAGCAAAUUGGUACAGACGACAUGAGGAGUGGAUUUUCAAUUGGCGGCAGUUCAAGGAUCGCAUUAUUGUUGCUUUUCCGGAAACGUAUGACGAGGCUGAUAUUCAUCGUGAGCUGGAAGCAGUAAGAAUUGAGAAAGGAGAGUCCUAUGAAGCGUAUGUGUACCGUGUGGAUGCAAUCGCACAGAAGGGCGAUUUCAGUGUGUCGGCCACCAUCAAAUACAUAAUCAAAGGAUUGCGCUACGAUAAAGUGUACUGCAGCUUGCUGACGAAUCAGUAUACCUCUACGCUAGAGCUACUGCGGCACAUAAAGUGGAUUGCCUCGAACAUGGAGAUGCUUCCAUCUAACGCCUUCCGACAACCGAAAGUAAAUGCGGCGGUAACUUCGGCGGGCCCUCGGGCGGCUCCAUCGCCGGCUACAGGUGUGGUUUGUUACAACUGUCGUGAGCCUGGGCAUCGCUCGUUGGACUGUCCAAAGCCGCAGCGCAAAGAAAGAUGCAACAAAUGUCUUCGUGUGGGUCACGCAGCCGACGUUUGUAUGGAUCGUUCUACAGCUUCGCAGCAGCCAACACAGCAACCAGUUGUCAUCAACAAGUUCGACGGAGGGAAGCGAUCGGCUACCAAUGCCGUAUUCAAAGCAGUCGGACCUGACGACCACAUCACGGUGAACCAGGCUUCUCAGCAGGAAAUUGAAAUCGAGGCAGCGGGCGAACGUUUCAGAGCGAUGGCCUUGUUCGACACAGGAUCAGGACGACCACAGCAGUAGGGAUCUCGAUGGUUUGAGGGAAGAGGCGAUUCAGAAUAUGCGUAAACAGCAUCUAUAUAACAAACGCGUACACGAUAGCCAUUGUAAGAGAAAUACCCAGUAUAAGGAAGGAGAUCUGGUAAUGUUACGGAGGAUGAAUACAGCAGGUGAAAGAAACAAGCUAAAGCCGAAGUUUCGGGGACCAUAUGUGGUGAAGAAGGUGCUCGAUAACAACCGUUAUGUGAUAACCGAUUUAGAUAACUUUCAAGUUUCGAAUAUACGUUUCGAAGGCAUUUUUGACCCUCUAAAUAUGCGACUCUAUCAAAAAGCUGAGAACCAAGAUGAACGUGGGAAUACGGAUAUUGAAUAUGAAGAUGUUGAGUAUUUGGAAGAAGAAGAAAUUGAACAAGAAGAAAAAGAGCAAAACGAAGAUAUUGUAUACGAAGAAGUAGAGUAUUUGGAGGAGGAUUAGAUUAAUUGUCAAGGUGGCUGGUAACUGCAGGAUGGCCGAGCUGUAAGCGUUAGUGAAACAACAUUGAAUAGCCCCUUGAAUUUUAACGAAACAUGUUCUAUACAAUUGUAAAACCCCUUGGUUAUUAUACUUCCCUCCAAAACGAGAGCAGAAAGUCAGUUCGAGUUAAGCGGCGCCACGGUGUGGUAAUAAAAGUUGUCACCUGAAAACAGUCGACGUUUUUUUCAUUUUUG